Messenger RNA from Fusarium oxysporum Fo47, 539 nucleotides. RefSeq lists its product as uncharacterized. Bases 65 to 457 code for a protein of 130 amino acids. The transcript has 2 exons. The record is from RefSeq and is a predicted model, not a curated record. NCBI's taxonomy places the organism in Eukaryota, Fungi, Ascomycota, Sordariomycetes, Hypocreales, Nectriaceae. Gene Ontology annotation, cellular component: Ctf18 RFC-like complex. Gene Ontology annotation, biological process: mitotic sister chromatid cohesion.
CUCUCCUACACUAAACAGUCUCCCUUUCAACCAACACAAUCACUAGAAACAAACUAUCAUCACAAUGUCAAGCCAAUCAGGCGGUAUCACAGUCCAGUACAACCCUUCCCCAACAAACUACCGCCUCAUCGAACUCCCUCCGGACCUAUUAUCUCUUCUCGAAUCCGACGAUGCACCCGUAUUGACCAUGGAGUCCUCUGAUUCGUCGGCUGUUAUCAAAACGCCUACAAAGACGUAUGCUCUUCGUCAGAAGAACACUUCAAAUGCUCUCAUGCUCCUCUCACCUACGCCUUUGCCUGCAUCGUCAGAUGGACCCCUCGAGCAGGGUGUCUCUAUCAUUUCGACCAUCAAGGAGACUGUGGAGCUAGAUACUGUUCCUGAUGUGUCUGCUGGCACUACGAAAGGAUUUGGUGGCGGUAAGGGGAAGUGGCAUGAGCGAUUUGGGAGAAACAGGUAGUAGGCUGUAUAUGAAUAUUAUGAUACGCUUUGAUUACCUCAAGAAUAGGCAAUGCGGAAUAUGAGUCAAGGUAUUGUCUUCC